Molecule: messenger RNA, 6020 nt
Organism: Caenorhabditis elegans
Lineage: Eukaryota; Metazoa; Nematoda; Chromadorea; Rhabditida; Rhabditidae
Gene: ama-1
Product: DNA-directed RNA polymerase II subunit RPB1
Exons: 13
Coding region: 63-5633 (1856 amino acids)
Biological process (GO): DNA-templated transcription; transcription by RNA polymerase II
Cellular component (GO): nucleoplasm; nucleus; chromosome
Molecular function (GO): DNA binding; DNA-directed RNA polymerase activity; 5'-3' RNA polymerase activity
Source: RefSeq, marked reviewed
AUCGGGUUCACCAAAAAAUCGCCGGAACACUAUCGGAUAAUCGGGGAGAAAAACCGUAAAACAUGGCUCUCGUCGGUGUCGACUUCCAAGCGCCGCUGCGCAUUGUCUCACGCGUUCAGUUUGGAAUUCUCGGCCCGGAGGAGAUUAAACGCAUGUCAGUGGCUCAUGUCGAGUUUCCAGAAGUCUACGAGAACGGAAAGCCAAAGUUGGGCGGUCUCAUGGAUCCAAGACAAGGAGUCAUAGAUCGUCGUGGAAGAUGCAUGACAUGCGCUGGAAAUUUGACAGAUUGCCCGGGACAUUUCGGUCAUUUGGAGCUCGCCAAACCCGUAUUUCACAUUGGAUUCCUCACAAAAACGCUGAAAAUACUGCGUUGCGUAUGCUUCUACUGCGGACGGCUUCUCAUCGACAAAUCCGCUCCUCGAGUGCUGGAAAUUCUGAAAAAGACUGGCACAAACUCGAAAAAGCGGCUCACAAUGAUCUACGAUCUGUGCAAAGCCAAGUCGGUGUGCGAAGGAGCAGCGGAGAAGGAAGAAGGAAUGCCAGAUGACCCGGAUGAUCCGAUGAAUGAUGGAAAGAAGGUCGCAGGUGGAUGCGGUCGCUAUCAACCAUCAUACCGCCGUGUCGGCAUCGACAUCAACGCAGAAUGGAAGAAGAACGUGAAUGAGGACACGCAGGAGCGAAAAAUCAUGCUGACCGCCGAACGAGUACUCGAAGUCUUCCAACAGAUCACAGACGAAGAUAUUCUCGUAAUAGGAAUGGAUCCACAAUUCGCUCGGCCUGAAUGGAUGAUUUGUACCGUACUUCCAGUCCCACCACUUGCAGUUCGUCCAGCAGUCGUCACAUUUGGAUCGGCAAAGAAUCAGGACGAUUUGACCCACAAACUUUCGGAUAUUAUCAAAACCAAUCAGCAGUUGCAGAGAAAUGAGGCUAACGGAGCCGCAGCCCAUGUGCUCACCGAUGACGUCAGGCUUUUGCAGUUCCACGUGGCAACUCUUGUGGACAAUUGUAUUCCGGGCCUGCCGACGGCUACACAGAAGGGUGGACGACCGCUGAAAUCGAUCAAGCAGCGACUGAAAGGAAAAGAAGGACGCAUUCGUGGAAAUUUGAUGGGAAAACGUGUGGAUUUCUCUGCGCGUACCGUCAUCACAGCCGAUCCGAACCUGCCGAUUGAUACGGUCGGUGUGCCGAGAACUAUUGCGCAGAAUCUUACGUUCCCGGAAAUUGUGACACCUUUUAAUGUGGAUAAGCUGCAGGAGUUGGUCAAUCGUGGUGAUACACAGUAUCCUGGUGCCAAGUAUAUUAUUAGAGAAAACGGAGCUCGAGUGGAUCUUCGCUACCAUCCGCGUGCCGCCGAUCUUCACCUCCAACCGGGAUACCGUGUCGAACGUCACAUGAAAGAUGGCGAUAUAAUCGUCUUUAAUCGUCAACCGACUCUCCACAAAAUGUCAAUGAUGGGACAUCGUGUCAAAAUCCUCCCAUGGAGUACAUUCCGAAUGAAUUUGUCUGUCACAUCACCGUACAAUGCGGAUUUCGAUGGAGAUGAGAUGAAUCUUCAUUUGCCACAAAGUUUGGAGACCCGAGCCGAGAUUGAGGAGAUCGCUAUGGUGCCGAGACAACUCAUCACUCCACAAGCCAACAAACCAGUCAUGGGUAUCGUCCAGGAUACUCUCUGCGCCGUCCGUAUGAUGACAAAACGUGACGUCUUCAUUGACUGGCCAUUUAUGAUGGAUCUCCUUAUGUAUCUACCAACUUGGGACGGAAAAGUCCCCCAACCAGCAAUCCUGAAGCCCAAACCACUUUGGACCGGAAAACAAGUCUUCUCGCUUAUCAUUCCUGGAAAUGUCAAUGUUCUGAGAACCCACAGUACCCAUCCAGACUCUGAAGAUUCUGGACCAUACAAAUGGAUUUCCCCUGGAGAUACCAAAGUUAUCAUCGAACACGGAGAGCUUCUAUCGGGAAUUGUGUGCUCCAAAACUGUCGGAAAAUCGGCUGGUAACCUGCUCCACGUCGUCACCCUUGAGCUCGGAUACGAAAUUGCCGCCAACUUUUAUUCGCACAUUCAAACGGUCAUCAAUGCAUGGCUCAUACGAGAAGGUCACACAAUCGGAAUCGGUGAUACGAUUGCCGAUCAGGCGACCUAUUUGGAUAUUCAGAAUACUAUCAGAAAAGCCAAACAGGAUGUGGUGGAUGUAAUUGAGAAGGCUCACAAUGAUGAUUUGGAGCCAACGCCCGGAAACACGUUGAGACAGACUUUUGAGAAUAAAGUCAAUCAGAUUUUGAACGACGCUCGUGAUCGAACGGGUAGUUCUGCGCAGAAGAGUUUGUCUGAAUUCAACAAUUUCAAGUCGAUGGUGGUGUCAGGAUCGAAGGGAUCGAAGAUUAAUAUCUCGCAGGUUAUCGCGUGUGUCGGACAACAAAACGUCGAAGGAAAGCGUAUUCCAUUCGGUUUCCGUCAUCGUACACUUCCUCACUUCAUCAAGGACGACUAUGGACCGGAAUCCAAAGGUUUUGUCGAAAAUUCCUAUCUGGCCGGCCUAACUCCAUCGGAAUUCUUCUUCCACGCAAUGGGAGGACGUGAAGGUCUGAUUGAUACAGCUGUAAAGACUGCCGAGACUGGAUAUAUUCAACGUCGUCUAAUCAAGGCUAUGGAAAGUGUAAUGGUUAAUUAUGAUGGAACUGUGCGAAAUUCCCUUGCACAAAUGGUUCAAUUGAGAUAUGGAGAAGAUGGUUUGGAUGGAAUGUGGGUUGAGAAUCAGAAUAUGCCGACGAUGAAGCCCAAUAAUGCCGUGUUUGAGAGAGAUUUCAGAAUGGACCUCACCGACAACAAAUUCCUUCGCAAAAACUACUCGGAAGACGUUGUGCGCGAAAUUCAAGAAUCCGAAGACGGAAUUUCGCUCGUCGAAUCGGAAUGGUCACAGCUGGAAGAGGAUCGUCGUCUCCUUCGAAAGAUCUUUCCACGUGGUGACGCUAAGAUCGUGCUUCCGUGUAAUCUGCAGCGUCUCAUUUGGAAUGCUCAGAAAAUAUUCAAAGUUGAUCUGCGCAAGCCGGUGAAUCUCUCGCCGUUGCACGUGAUCUCCGGAGUCCGUGAGCUUUCGAAAAAGCUGAUCAUUGUCAGUGGAAACGACGAGAUUUCAAAGCAGGCUCAGUACAAUGCGACACUUUUGAUGAAUAUCUUGCUCCGUUCGACACUUUGCACCAAGAACAUGUGCACAAAAUCAAAACUGAACUCUGAAGCGUUCGAUUGGCUCCUCGGAGAAAUUGAAUCGCGAUUCCAACAGGCUAUUGCUCAACCGGGAGAGAUGGUUGGAGCAUUGGCGGCUCAAUCGCUCGGAGAGCCAGCUACUCAGAUGACACUCAACACGUUCCAUUAUGCAGGAGUUUCGGCGAAGAAUGUGACACUUGGAGUGCCGAGAUUGAAGGAGAUUAUCAAUGUUUCGAAGACGUUGAAGACUCCGUCGUUGACUGUAUUCUUGACGGGAGCGGCUGCCAAGGAUCCGGAAAAGGCGAAGGAUGUGUUGUGCAAGUUGGAGCAUACCACGUUGAAAAAGGUAACAUGCAAUACAGCGAUCUACUACGAUCCUGACCCAAAGAACACGGUGAUCGCCGAAGACGAGGAAUGGGUAUCGAUUUUCUACGAGAUGCCGGAUCACGAUCUAUCGCGUACCUCUCCAUGGCUUCUUCGGAUCGAAUUGGACCGAAAACGAAUGGUCGACAAGAAGUUGACGAUGGAAAUGAUUGCCGAUCGGAUUCACGGAGGCUUCGGCAACGAUGUUCACACUAUCUACACCGACGAUAACGCCGAGAAGCUCGUUUUCCGUCUCCGAAUCGCCGGAGAGGAUAAGGGAGAAGCUCAGGAGGAGCAGGUGGAUAAGAUGGAGGACGACGUGUUCCUACGAUGUAUCGAGGCAAAUAUGUUGUCAGAUUUGACGCUUCAGGGAAUCCCGGCGAUCUCGAAGGUCUACAUGAAUCAGCCGAAUACUGAUGAUAAGAAGCGUAUCAUUAUUACACCGGAGGGAGGGUUCAAGUCGGUCGCCGACUGGAUCCUUGAAACUGAUGGUACCGCGUUGCUCCGUGUGCUCUCCGAACGUCAGAUUGAUCCGGUUCGAACGACAUCCAACGAUAUCUGCGAGAUCUUUGAAGUGCUCGGAAUCGAGGCGGUCAGAAAGGCUAUCGAGCGAGAAAUGGACAAUGUCAUCUCGUUCGACGGAUCCUAUGUCAAUUACCGACAUUUGGCACUGCUUUGUGAUGUGAUGACUGCGAAGGGACACUUGAUGGCUAUUACGAGACAUGGAAUCAAUCGUCAGGAGGUUGGAGCCCUGAUGCGUUGUUCAUUCGAAGAAACGGUGGAUAUUUUGAUGGAGGCAGCCGUGCAUGCUGAGGAGGAUCCUGUCAAGGGAGUGUCGGAGAAUAUUAUGCUCGGACAGCUCGCUCGUUGUGGUACCGGAUGCUUUGAUUUAGUAUUGGACGUUGAAAAGUGCAAGUAUGGAAUGGAAAUCCCGCAGAAUGUUGUAAUGGGCGGCGGGUUCUAUGGAAGCUUUGCCGGCUCGCCGAGCAAUCGCGAGUUCUCGCCGGCUCAUUCGCCGUGGAACUCUGGAGUCACACCGACGUAUGCUGGAGCCGCCUGGUCGCCUACCACAGGUGGAAUGUCGCCUGGUGCUGGAUUUUCACCGGCUGGAAAUACGGAUGGAGGAGCAUCGCCGUUCAAUGAAGGAGGAUGGUCUCCGGCAUCGCCUGGGGAUCCACUGGGAGCAUUGUCUCCGCGUACUCCGUCGUAUGGAGGAAUGUCACCUGGAGUCUACUCUCCAUCGUCUCCGCAGUUCUCGAUGACUUCACCACACUAUUCACCGACGUCUCCCAGUUAUUCGCCAACUUCCCCAGCCGCUGGACAAUCGCCAGUGUCGCCGAGCUACUCGCCUACCUCGCCGAGCUAUUCUCCGACUUCUCCCAGCUAUUCUCCGACAUCACCGAGCUACUCGCCAACUUCUCCGAGCUACUCGCCGACGUCGCCGAGCUAUUCUCCAACAUCGCCAAGUUAUUCGCCGUCGUCGCCAAGCUAUAGCCCUUCGUCGCCGAGCUACUCGCCUUCAAGCCCGAGAUAUUCGCCAACGUCGCCGACGUACAGUCCGACGAGUCCAACGUACUCUCCAACAUCUCCAACGUACUCGCCGACGUCGCCAACAUAUUCUCCAACAUCUCCAAGUUAUGAAAGUGGAGGUGGAUACAGCCCAUCGAGCCCCAAGUACUCGCCGUCGUCGCCUACCUAUUCGCCUACGUCGCCGAGCUACUCGCCAACAUCACCACAGUACUCGCCGACGAGUCCGCAGUACAGUCCGAGCUCGCCGACGUACACUCCAUCCUCGCCGACAUACAAUCCAACAUCUCCACGCGGAUUCUCGUCGCCACAGUACUCUCCGACGUCGCCUACCUAUUCGCCUACGUCGCCUAGCUACACGCCGUCGUCGCCGCAGUACUCGCCGACGUCGCCUACCUACACUCCAAGUCCAUCGGAGCAGCCAGGAACUUCGGCUCAGUACUCUCCAACAUCGCCAACGUACUCUCCGUCGUCUCCAACGUAUUCGCCAGCUUCACCAUCAUACAGUCCAAGCUCGCCGACUUAUGAUCCAAAUUCAUAAGAUUUUUCCCGUUUUUUUGGGCAAUUUUCGCCGAUUUCUAUCUAUUUUACCCCAAAAAAAUGUUGAGCAUUAUUUAUUUAUUUUUCUUUUAAUUUUUCAAAAUUUUUUCCUCCUCUAAUUUUUGUUUCGUUGUUUUUGAGAUUUUCCCUUUUUGUUGUACAAUUCUGGGGAACAUUAUCUGUUUCAUUAUAUUUUCGACACCGCCUCCUCUAAAAUUGUUGAAAUUUUCAAAAUUUCAAAAAAAAAAAUGUUUUCGCAAUUUUCAGAGCGUGAGCAUGAGCCACUGUCCCCCGUUCCGUCCGUCUCGUUAUUUUUAUGUUUUUAUUCGUCGGAUUCACUUAUGAUUUCCACCACAGAAUCAUUAUUUGAAUCAAUAAACGACAUUUU